UCGUUCAGUCGUCGGUUGCGCGUAUCAUGCAACACAUUGCUUUUGAUAUUGCACACAGUUUUAUUGAUUAUACAUAACAAAUCGAUUUACUAUAUAAUAUAGAAUAAAAUUGUAGUUUCUUUAUUGACAAUGUAUAUCUACGAGCCACCAACGAAAAACUCGUUUACCACUGUGGAAGAAUUCCAAGAGGCCUUCAAUCUCUUCGACAAUCGCGGUGAUGGUAAAAUCCAAUUGAGCCAAGUGGGUGAGUGCUUGCGUGCCCUCGGUCAAAACCCCACCGAAUCGGAUGUGAAGAAGUGCACACAUCAGCUGAAGCCCGAUGAACGUAUUAGCUUUGAAGUUUUUUUACCCAUCUAUCAGGCGAUUUCGAAAGCGCGUUCUGGUGACACUGCUGAUGAUUUCAUUGAAGGUCUGCGCCACUUCGACAAGGAUGCUAGCGGUUUCAUUUCAUCAGCUGAAUUGAGACAUUUAUUGACCACAUUGGGUGAGAAAUUGACCGAUGAAGAGGUCGAGCAACUAAUGACCAACCAAGAAGAUACACAGGGCAAUGUGAAUUAUGAAGAAUUUGUGCGUAUGGUCAUGAAUGGUUAAGUGAAAGUGUCGUUGAUAUAAUAGUGGCCUGCAUUUAAGUAAUUAAAAAUAAUAUAUAUAAAUAUAAUGAAAAAAAAGUUUAUAAUUCCCUUUACACACAUACCUGUUUCAAUAAUAAUUAAUUAAUUAAAAUUGCUUAUUAACAUGAAAUAAAAAUAAAUUAAAAACUAAAUAUUUAUGUGAAACCAAAAGUAUUCUGCGUGCAUAUGUACAUAUGUUGCCAAUUCGUGAAUUUUUUUUUUAUUGAAUUACCAUUUAUAUAUUCAUGUAUAUUUAAUUGUAUUGUUACUGAUGCGCAAUGUAGCUCUUCAAACUUGCAUCAAGGCAACAUUUGCAUAUCCCACUAUAACAACAAGAAUCGAACACCUAAAUUUGUAACGGCGUAUUAUUACUUAUGUAUGUAUGUUUAACAAUAAAAGAACAUUCAACUAAUUUUAUAAAAAAAA
Molecule: messenger RNA, 1037 nt
Organism: Zeugodacus cucurbitae (melon fly)
Lineage: Eukaryota; Metazoa; Arthropoda; Insecta; Diptera; Tephritidae
Gene: Mlc-c
Product: myosin-2 essential light chain
Exons: 2
Coding region: 130-591 (153 amino acids)
Cellular component (GO): myosin II complex
Molecular function (GO): calcium ion binding; myosin heavy chain binding
Source: RefSeq, a predicted model, not a curated record